CCUCUUUUUAUCCAAUCCGAUUUCUGCGUUGUUACUUGAAGCUGUUGCAGUUUUCUUAAGUUCGUACCUUCAGCCUCUCGAUGAGGUUGGGCAUCUGCGAUCGAAGUUCCGUCACUCUCUUUGGCGUUGCAUAGUCGUCAAGUGACACAGUCUCCAUCUCGCCCGCAUGUCGGCGGCAAAAAUACUCAGCCAGUACCAACACGUACAUGCCACAGUCGUAGCCGUUCUGCUGCUGCGGGACGUCCUGCACUUCCUCUACGUGUCGAGAAGCUCCGUCUCCAUCGUAUCGCCCGGCAGCUUGCAGCAGAAGUUCAAAGGGUUCAGCUACGCGCCGUGCCGCAUGUUUGUUGUGACCUGAGCUCGAGUCAAAGUGUUGGAACAUUCCGUCGCGAUAGAGCAGCAGUGACCAAUGGCUACUGUCCCCGCCCAGCGAGUCGUUGUCGGUUACUGGAAUGAUGCAGAGCUGUCUGCUCGUUAAAUUGAGCCCCGAAGCCAGGUCCUGGUACUCGUCCUCAUCCUCGCACUGAUGCUGCAAACACGAGACCACGGCCGGAUCCAUGAGCAGCACGUCGCGUGAAGCCACCGUCUGCGUCAGAUACUGCAAGUAGAAGUUGACGGCAUUGUCGUUGAGCCACUGGCGUCCUGCGAACAGCGCCACAUCCGACUCGUACAGCUGCACGUCGUGAUAGUUUAGCACUUGCCGCGCCAUUGUUGAAAAAUGACAAUCAAAACGUUGGUUAUUUAGCAUCUAACGUGAAUAGCACGUUGUUUAAACUAAUUAGACGCUUUUAGUAUCUUCCGCCCCAUUUAGCAAAAAGCUUCCAAGAACGUCAUGGCGUCGUCGCUCUUCCCGCAGUUCGGCAACGUAUUCGCGCCAAGCACCGCCGGCCGUAACGAGCUGGUGUCGUUCAACGCCGGCAAGAUGACAGUCAAGCCUACUGCCAAUGGCAAAUUCCUCGUCACUCCUCAGCUGGAGAAGGGCAAAGUGUGUCUCUCGCGUGGAGACGACCAGUUGCUGCACUUCCAGUGGGUCGACCGCCAGACCGGCGCCAGUCCCGAGGACUUUAUCAUCUUCCCGGACGACGCGCACUUCGCCAAGGUGGACACAGGCCGCCCCGACGACCGCGUGUACAUUCUGCAGUACAAGAACUCGUCGCGUCGCUUCUUCUUCUGGAUGCAGGUAUAUUCACUCAUAGAUGCACUCACUCUCGACAACGAACCCUCUUAUCUAUUGUAUUUAACCUACAGAAUAAGGAUGCUUCGCGUGAUGAGGAACUCGUCAAGAAGGUGAACGACUGUAUGAACAACGCGCAAGCGACUUCGAGUAGCGACGGUAGCCGUGGAUCCGGCAACAACGUGCAGCUGGACCACAACGCCAUCAUGCAGAUGCUGGGCGCUAUGGGCGCAGGAGACCAGGGACGCGGCGGCGCUGGCGGUAGCGGCCAAGCCGUACAGAUGUCGGAGCUGCAGAACAUUCUACAAAACAUGGGACUGCCUGCGGGCGCUCAGUCGGCGGCCUCGUCGCCUGCCACGUCCGCCGUAUCGUCAUCUCAGGCGUCGCAGAGUGGCGGAGGGAGCUCAGCGGCUGCCACCACGGCGUCGACGCAACACGAGCACGAUGUGAGCGGCAUGGAAGUGGACGAGAUGGACGAGGACGAGCUGCUACGUCUGGCAAUCGAGGAAAGCAUGCGCGACGGAGGAAGCACCAACCCCAACGCCUCUGGAGGCAACGCUGCAGAUGCUGCAGCUUCAUCUAUUACACCGUCAGCUCCUGCACCAACACCGGCUGCCACCGUUCCAGCUCCCGCUGCACCUGCAUCUGCGUCUAUGACUCCUGCUGCUGGAACUCUCACUACUGCAGAUCUCCAGCGCGCAAUGGCUUCUUUCCAGCAGCUCGCCCAACCGAAGCCUGUGGCCCUGACUAAACUGCUCAGUGCCGACAAUUUGGGUUCUAUCCUCGACGACCCCGCGAGCGUUGAAGCUCUGCUCCAACAUCUGCCUGAAGGCUCUCAGACUCCAGCCGAGCUUCGAGCAACGCUGCGAUCGCCCCAGUUGCGUCAAAGCAUCGGAUCUUUAGUGAAUGCUCUGCAGACGGGCAACUUCAACGCCGUCAUGGCCAAUUUCGGUUUGGACCCUUCUGCAGGAGCCUCCAAGCUCGCAUUUGGAGACGGCGUGGGCGCACUUCUGGCCGCCAUCCAAGCGUGGGCAGACCAACAAGAUACCUCGAUGGAGGCAUCGACCGAUCAGAACAAGUAGUUGCCAUCGGUAUCGUUUUGAAGGAUCGAUUUAUCAAUGGCAGUAGACUGGUCUCUAAAAGACAAAUUCUUACCGUCCAACCAGGUGCGGUCGCGUUCCUAAUGUUCAACCGGGUGCUGUCGUCUUCUUGUUUGUAUCGCAGCAUCCAAUUCUUUUUCAGUCGCUAUUUAAUACUCCACAGGAAAUCUAUAA
Phytophthora nicotianae INRA-310 is the source of this 2448-nucleotide messenger RNA. RefSeq lists its product as hypothetical. The coding region runs from base 1300 to 2256 and encodes 318 amino acids. The record is from RefSeq and is a predicted model, not a curated record. Gene Ontology annotation, biological process: ubiquitin-dependent protein catabolic process. Gene Ontology annotation, cellular component: proteasome regulatory particle, lid subcomplex; nucleus; cytoplasm. Gene Ontology annotation, molecular function: proteasome binding; ubiquitin binding; endopeptidase activator activity. The transcript has 6 exons. NCBI's taxonomy places the organism in Eukaryota, Oomycota, Peronosporomycetes, Peronosporales, Peronosporaceae.